UGCGGGAAACUAGACGCACCCGAUUCGUCAUAUCACAAACAGAGAUCCGACAGAAUGGACGUUUAUCAAAUUGACGAUGGCUUCCACUCGGAUGGCGGUACCGAAACCCCGCCACCAUCGCCCAGUUCCGGUUCCUCGAUUGCCUCGACCUCCGAUCAUGGCUCGCUAGAGAGUGUCGAUACGGGCGGUACACAACGUCUGGCUGUGCUGUCGUUUGAACAGGUGCGCAAGCUGCAUCAUGUCAUGGAUGAAAAAGUGGCCAUACAUGGACGGGGUAAUUUCCCCACACUGGAAGUAACGCUAAAAGACUUGGUGAAUUUGGUGAGGCGCAAACUGGAGGCAGAUGUCGCUUCGGGCGGCGCCGGUGUGAUAGUCAAAGAUAUACGUUUAAAUGGCGGAGCAGCUAGUCAUGUCUUGGCUUCCGAGGAUCAGCCAUAUAAUGAUCUGGAUUUAAUAUAUGCCAUUGAGCUAAGCUCACCACGUCACUUCGAUCGCGUUAAGACAGCGGUACUGAACACAUUGCUCGAUCUCUUGCCGGAGGGCGUGUCGAAGCGACGCAUUAUGCCCUGUGCCCUCAAAGAGGCCUAUGUCGGCAAAAUGGUCAAGGUGAAUAAUAACAACGAUGGCGAUCGUUGGUCGCUCAUCUCGUUGGGCAAUUCGCCCGGUCACAAAAAUGUUGAACUGAAGUUUGUCGACACAAUGCGGCGACAAUUUGAAUUUUCCGUAGAUUCAUUCCAAAUUGUUUUGGACUCAUUGUUGUUGUUCUACGACUGUGCCGCAUUACCCAUAUCGGAGAAUUUCUAUCCCACCGUGGUGGGUGAAUCUGUGUACGGUGAUUUCCAGGAGGCCUUGUAUCAUUUGCAAAAGAAAUUGAUCUCAACGCGGCAGCCCGAAGAGAUAAGGGGCGGCGGUUUGCUCAAGUAUUGCAAUUUGCUGGUGCGCAGUUACACACCGGUUGAUACACAGCGCAUCAAGACCCUGGAGCGUUAUAUGUGCUCGCGUUUCUUCAUUGACUUUCCGGAUAUAAAUACGCAGACGGUGAAAUUGGAGGCAUAUUUGCGCAAUCAUUUCUGGGGCGUCGACGAGGAGCCCUUGCAGUACCAGUACCUGAUGCAUUUACGUGAGGUGGUCGAGAAUUCGACGGUGUGCCUGAUGGGUCAUGAGAGACGGCAGACGCUGAUGUUGAUACAGAGUUUGGCGGCCCAGGUGUUGUACAAGGAGCAACAGAAACAAGUCCAUGAACAGCAACAGUAUCAGCAACAGCAGCAGGCGAUAAAUGAGCAGCAUCAGCAGCAGCAACAACAGCAGCAUCAGUCACAACAGUCCCAUGCAAAUACAUUGACACUGGUGGCUGCAACGCCGCCACAACAGCAGCAGCAGCAUCAUCAUCAGCAACAACAUUCACACCAUCAGCAACAGCUCUCAUCACAGCAGCAGCAACAAACAUUAGUGCAGCCUCAAACGACCACCAUCUAUGUACAACAGGUUCCACAAACGACGCCACAAAAUGUUGCCACAACAGCCACUCUAUGCUGUGCCAUGUCAACCGCCGCUCCCGUUGAUCCAACGCAACAACAACAACAGCAGCAGCAGCCACAACAGGUGUCAAGCUCACAACAAGCGGCGCAGCAGCAGCAGCAGGUCACAGCCGCCGCAGCCAAUGCCACAGCGAUGCCACAAACCAUACAAAUACCGGCGGGACCGCCAAGUCUCAUCUAUGCCAAUGGCAUCUAUUAUGCACCCAUGAUUCCCGCUACAAUUUGCACUUGCAACUCGACAUGGUUGAGCACGUGAUUAAGUGUGCCAUCA
This is a messenger RNA of Musca vetustissima, 1809 nucleotides long. RefSeq names its product terminal nucleotidyltransferase 5C. Gene Ontology annotation, biological process: mRNA stabilization. The transcript has a single exon. Gene Ontology annotation, molecular function: RNA binding; poly(A) RNA polymerase activity. Lineage: Eukaryota; Metazoa; Arthropoda; Insecta; Diptera; Muscidae. The record is from RefSeq and is a predicted model, not a curated record. Bases 55 to 1794 code for a protein of 579 amino acids.